Messenger RNA from Sclerotinia borealis F-4128, 2658 nucleotides. Lineage: Eukaryota; Fungi; Ascomycota; Leotiomycetes; Helotiales; Sclerotiniaceae. The record is from the annotation of a GenBank genome assembly.
AUGAAUCGAUUAUUGCUUGAGAAUAGCAACCAAAAGGUUUUAGUGCCUAACCCAGCCUCUGAUGAUGAUCCCCAGUUUCAAUGGAACAUAGGGGUAUCAGUUAUUACUUGGAGAAUCCUUCAAAAAGCAAUGGACCUUCAAUUAUAUGCAUCGACUAUGACUCAAGAAAAAGAGCCCGAUUUGGCAACGAGACACUUGCUUUUUAGAUAUGAUAUCAAAUCAACUCGAGCAAACUCCUAUCAACAAUUAUUCAGUUCUCACAUCUGCAUCUGGAGAUACGAUAUUAGGAAUACUCUUCAACUUCAAGAUACAGAGGGGAUUACUGCAUAUGGUGAUUCUUUGAAGACUGUAUCGGAACAAUAUAAUUUCUUCAACAAUCUUGCUGGUACCUCCUUGGAAGCCUCCAAUUAUCACGAGAAUAUCGCCGAAAUAUCCAUGGAUCGAAUUGUAACCAAAUGCCUUUAUGAAAGUAUUGAUAUUACAGAAGCAAAGCAUAGGGUUAUCGAAAAGGAUAAACUAGCCAAGGUUGCCAGUAUCAAGAUACAAAGGAAGAGAGAUAAUGCACAAGCUACCUCAAAGCUCAAACAUUACAUUAAUGCUGAUUGGGAUGAGGUAGACAAGAAUCUCAAAAAUAAAUACCUUCCUACCAGUUACAAUUCCGAUAUUUCAUUCCUUCACAAUCUAGGCCUUCAUAAGGAUAACCUUGGGAUGCUUAGUAUAUGGGAUGGUAGUGGUUUUAUAGAACAUGGAGGCGAAAUAGAUAAGGAUGAUUCUACUCCAUUAUCUACAAUUACUGGUCUAGAAGCUUCAUCUACAUCCAACAGUGUCGAUCUUCCAUGUGCAUCUGGCAAUGAAGAUCUUUUAUCGAGCGAGAUUCCUGCUUCUGAUCAUGAAGAUACAGAGAAUCUUGAUAAGGAACCUCUUUCGCUCUCUGGUGUUAUCUUCGAUCACGAUAUCCCUAGCAAGAUACCUAUGAUUCCAUGGAAUACACAAAAUAUCGCUCUUAUGGAUUCGAUGUUUACUCGGCGAAAAAUGAUGAACAAAGAGCACAAAUCUCGGCGAAUCAAAAGCCGAGUUCUAAUCAAUGCAUCAGCUGAUGAAUCUGGUGACGACCCUGACGAUAGGUCCAACGAUAGACCUGACGAGAAUGAAUCCGUUGAUGCUAUAGGAUCGCUUCAGCAUGAAUUGUGCAACUGUCCUAAGCUAUCUUCCACUAGUAUCCCUGCUUCCUGGUAUCGAUUAGUAGAUCAGGGAUUCGUUGCAAAGCAUGUUGGUUGGUUGGAUAUGAUCCAAUUGGUCCAGGUGUUGUUGGAUUUUGAAGAAGCUCGUCUUUGUCAUUUUCAUAUUAAGCAGCUUGCAAAACUAACAUUCUCCUUCCUCGCAUUAUAUCCGAUCACUCCUACAAAUCAUUAUCUUCUUGGAAUUAUAUGGCCUGGCUUUACAAUAAUGAUAUUUACAAAGCUGCUCUCAAAGAUAAAACCAAUUCAAUGGGUAGAUAUCAAACCUCAAGCUGCCUUGAUAGCUAAUGGAUCUGUGUUGAGAUAUCAAUGUCCUAAAACCGAAGAGUGUACUAUAGUAUCGAUUGGAUACGCUGGUUUGAUGGAUAACGGCGUUACUUUGGAUAAUAACAUGGAAUACGAGAAAGUUCGAUCGAGUCAUCAAAAUCUGAUACCUAUUUACGAAUACAAGGAUCUUGAUGAAUUUGGAUUACAUUACUCACCAUCAUUUUCGUUUAAUGUUGAUAUACUUUUGGAUAAUCCUGUUUCGCAAGCUUUUACAGGUACUCGAUCUUGGAAUUCCGCAGCUGUUAUGAAAUCUGCGGAAAGAUAUUUGUUAAUGCCAGAGAAAAAGUUUAUUGAGACUUAUUCCGCAGAACUGGAUGUUAGAAUACAAAAGCUUAACAUUGCUUUCGAUCUCUUCAUAGCUGAGGAAUCUCAUUAUAAACAUAACUCUUAUUCAGGAGAUCCUGGUCCUUCAUCCGAGUCACCUAAAUCUCAUCCAGAAUUCCUUAGUGGUGCAGUUAUGAAUUUGCAUCGCGAUGGCAACAGCGAAGAAUCGGAUGGAGAUGAACAAUCAAAUAACCAAGGAGAAAACGAGGGUAACCAAGAGAAAGUUGAUCAAUUCUCUCAAACCCCAUCUCAAACCUCAUCCUCUCAAAAACAACCUUUCCAUCGAGCUCAGACCCCGUUCUCUCAACAACCAAGGAUUGAUAGUAGUCAAUCUUCUCAUAUCUCACCAUCUCCAACUCUGCUAUUUCAAAAACAAUCUUCUCAUUCCGCUCAGACUUCAUUCUCUCAACAAUCACGGAUUAGUACUACUCAACCUUGUCCAUCACAAACUCCGUCCUCUCAAAAACAGAGGAUUGACAGUGGUAAACCUUCUCACAUUUCAUCAUCUUCAACCCCGCUAUCACAAAAACAAUCUUCUCGUCCUACUCAGACCCCGUCCUCUCAUAAAAAACCUUCUCAUUCUGCUCAAACUCCACCUUCUCGACAAUCGAGGAUUAAUACUAAUCAACCUUCUCGUUCAUCUCAAAUCUCAUCCUCUCAAAAACAACCUUCUCGUUCCUCUCAGACCCCGGGGUCAUCUUCUUCUCGGACCCCAGCUCAACAAAAGAUAAUUGAUCAAAUCGAAGCAGGAUCAAAUACUUGGAAAUAG